CGGAAGUUGCACAGUGCGAAUGUCAACAAGAAGACGGUGAAACGGCUCGCUGAUGCAUUCCCCCGUGUGGCCUCAGCGACGAUGACACCUUUCCUUAUGGUGGCCUGAUGGACGUUCCGUAUUUUCACCAUUAAAUUAUUUUUUUCCCCCCUCUUCUACACAUUUCUGAGAAAUAACGUUACAGUCAUUGGAUAAGCAUCAGCAUGGCUGUCACUUUCAACAUUUAUGUUGUCAGCGUUUUAUUUAUAACAGCCCUCAGCGGUCUGGAGCUGGCCUCCGGUUCUGCUCAUUGUGAACGAUCGCCCAAGGUUCUCACAGAUAGGCAAGGGGAGAUCCGGAGCUCCGCCCACCAGAGGUGGUCUCCCCGCCCACUGAACUGCACUUGGGUGAUCCCUGCAGCCGCGGGGGAUCUUGUCAUUCUAAGUUUCUCUCAGUUUUCUGUGAGAUGUGGGCGGGACUGGGUGUCUGUGACAUCACUGACCGGUGAACCUAUCACCCUCUGUGGGUCCAAGCUGCCAAAACCAAUCGAAUUAUCAGGGGGAAACAUCACAGUGACACACCACUUCUUCCCUCAUUUUUACCCUUCAUCAGGGUUCCGACUACAGUAUAUAAGAGACUCUGGCCCGUGUUGGCCUGGGGAGUUUGAGUGUUACAGCGAGCGCUGUUUGCCUGCGUCUUGGCGUUGUAACGGACAGGUGGAAUGCCUGGGCGAGGGAGACGAGCUUGGGCCAGACGAGGAUGACUGCGACUACUACGGCGGUUUUCGCCUGCAGUCCGAGGUCACGUCCGCGGACGUGCCCCCCACCACGACGGAGCCGUACGGGAACGCGCGGUUGCGCGUGGAGACGGGAUUGGUCCGGCCGACCCAGGAGGCGCCCUGCGGCGGGGUCCUGCACAAGUUCUACGGCUCGUUCGUUCCCCCGGCGUCGACGGGGACCCCGCUGACGUGCGUGUGGACGGUUGACCCGCAGGACUUGCGUCCGCUCAAACUGGAACUGCAGCGGCUGGGGCUGGGCCCCAGAGACACCAUCGUCAUUACGGACCAGCCCAACGGCACGGGAAACGUCAUCAAAACGAUCAAUUUUGCAUCCAAUAACAAAGUCGUAGAGGUGGAAUCCCGCACUGGACUGCUCUCUUUGAUCUAUCGAACACUCCCAUCCUCUGAUGGGUGGGGCUUCAACGCCACCUAUCGCAUUUCUGAUUACUGCCUGCCGUGGGAGGGGCUCUGUAAAGGUUCGGGGGGCGGUUGCUUUACGCCCAAGCAGCGUUGCGAUGGCCACUGGGACUGUCCCGAGACCGGGCUGGAUGAGGAAGGGUGUGGCGGAUGCCCCCCGGGGCACUAUCCGUGCGGAGGUAUAGCGGCGCAGCGGGCAGGGCACUUUGUGGGACGGCCCGUCUGUUUCUCAGCCAAAGAACGCUGUAACUACCAGCUUAACUGUGCUGACGGCAGCGAUGAGAGAGACUGCACCAUCUGUCAGCCAGGAACCUUCCACUGCGACAGCGACAGGUGCGUCUUUGAAAGCUGGCGCUGUGACGGCCAAGUAGACUGCAAAGAUGGCACAGAUGAAAUGAACUGCACUGUGACCCUGCCUCGAAAGGUCAUCACCGCAGCAACAGUUGGAAGCCUUGUGUGUGGCCUGCUAUUGGUCAUUGCAAUGGGCUGCACUUGCAAACUGUACUCACUGCGUACCCGUGAAUACAGCAUGUUUGCACCAAUCACUCGACAAGAGGCGGAGCUAAUCCAGCAACAGGCCCCGCCUUCUUAUGGUCAGCUGAUAGCACAGGGGGUUAUUCCUCCAGUGGAGGACUUCCCCACUGAAAACCCUAACGAGGCCUCUUCUCUGUCCCUGAGAGGAAUACUUCAGCUUCUUCGACAGGACAACGCCGGCUCCUCGCGAAGGCGACGACGCCCCAGAUUUGUCCGUCGCACCAUUCGUCGCCUGCGGAGAUGGGGCUUAAUCCCGAGACCCCCUCCAAGAUCUUCACAAACAACAAGCGCCACCUCUCAGCAGACAGAGGCUGCUCCUACUGGCUCGGAGCCUGGUCAGUCAAAUUCCGGAGGCUCCUCAUUGGCCAGGGACGGCGUCAGUCAGCCUUUGCCUCAGAAACUCAGCUUGAUGUCACAGACAGAACAGCAACAGUCGGCAGAGUCUUCUGCUCCUUCUCAGACCCCUCCCCCAGCCCCUGAACCACCAAUCAGUGCCCCAGAACCGCCUCAGACCCCGCCUGUUGCCGCACCUCCCAGUAGCCCUUCCCUUGCUUCUAUCUUCCACUCUCUGGGGCUCAGUAUCUCUCUCUUCCGACCCUCCUCAUCUCCUACCUCUCUUCCCCUCUCUUCAUCCCCCUCUUUUUCUUCCUCUUCCUCAGAAGACGAGGUGCUGCUGAUCCCCCUCGCUGAUGACACAACCUCAGAGGAUGACGUGCCUAUGUUGACCUAGCUGAUCCCUCUGUCCUCCCCUACUCAUGCCCAUGACCCCAUGACCCCUAAAUUAUAAUCUCAGCACAUUAGCACCAUCAGGCUUCUUCUAUGUGCUGCCCAGGUGCCUUAUAUCUAAUGAAUGAAUCAGCUUUAUUUCAGAAGAGAUAAAGCACUGAGUGAAUGUGUGUGUGUGUGUGUGUGUGUGUGUGUGUGUGUGUGUGUGUGUGUGUGUGUGCGUGCGAGUGCACGUGUACGUGCUGGAUAUGCACUUACAAGGUAUUGUGUGUAGUGGAAGAGAACUUUGCACAGAAAAUCUUCCCCAACUCUCUUAAUGAAAACUUCCUCUGUCUUACCUUUGCUAUAGUUGCCCUGUUACAAAUAUCAGAUCUGACUCGCUGGGGCCGCUUCUCCGAUAAUUUAAAGGUGUAUGUUUGUAUGUGUGUGUGUGUGUGCAAGUGCACCUUGUUCUGCUUCUCACAGUAUAUGUGUGUAUCUUUGUAAGUGCCUUUUGAAUGAUCUCUCUGUACAUCACUAGGCAGUGUGUGAGUAGGUAUUUCUUAUAAGAAGCACUACUGUCAGUGUAUUAGAUAAUGCAUGUCAAUUCAGGCAAUAACUCACCUGUGAUACAUUUGUAAUUCCUCUACACUCUUUGUGACAACUGAACAUAUAUGUAUUUUGCGUUUGUGAACGUGUAUGUAGGAAUGCCGUUUCACAAACGAGACAAUCUUUACGGUGCCUGAGGUUUCACUCUCUAGACGCACAUUGCACACUGAACGGCCCACGCAACUUCAAUCCGAAUGACACGCGCCGUCACAGUCACCAUGGCGACGAACUUGAAUUUUUCACGUCGUAAUUUUUUUUUUUUUUUUUCACUGCGCUUCCUUUUUGAUUCGACGGACAUUGUAAACGUGCCAUAUGUAAAACAUUUGAUUUCGCCCGCUCUAAUGGCUAUUCCACUUUCAUUUUAUUCUAACUUGUUUGGCUAACAUUGUUUUUACUGAAUGUAUUUUUUUUUUUUGAAAUGCGUAGUUUUUUUGGAUUAAAUGUGUAAUAGGCCUAUGGUGAUCACAAUGGAAAGAGUGAAAAAGGUAAUGAUUUUAUUAGGGUGAAUUUCACUGUAUAUAUGCUGUAAAGAAACAAAAUCCACAACUAUUAAAAGAUUUGCACUUUU
Messenger RNA from Chanos chanos (milkfish), 3590 nucleotides. RefSeq names its product low density lipoprotein receptor-related protein 10 (gene lrp10). The transcript has 10 exons. Gene Ontology annotation, molecular function: protein binding; low-density lipoprotein particle receptor activity. Lineage: Eukaryota; Metazoa; Chordata; Actinopteri; Gonorynchiformes; Chanidae. The record is from RefSeq and is a predicted model, not a curated record. Gene Ontology annotation, cellular component: plasma membrane. The coding region runs from base 204 to 2438 and encodes 744 amino acids.